AUGCACUUUUUCACUGGAAGUAUUAGUAGUACUAAUCUAUAUCAUGAAGCUGCAGAGAACAAUACCCAAGAAAUUAUAUCUGAAGGCUUUUCCAAUGAAUGGAUUAUUGAUGAUCACAGUAUAACAAAAUCGUUUUUAGACUUUAAAAAUAUGACUAUCACUUUGGCUAAUGAGGGUAAAUUAACAUAUGCUGCUCACCCAUCAGAAAUAUUCAGAGAAAAUGAUAAAGACAAAUUUGAAGACUUGAUAGAACAGCCAUAUUAUAAACUUAAA
Entrophospora candida is the source of this 273-nucleotide messenger RNA. Lineage: Eukaryota; Fungi; Glomeromycota; Glomeromycetes; Entrophosporales; Entrophosporaceae. The record is from the annotation of a GenBank genome assembly.